AUGCAUCCGAUCAUCUUCCUCGCCAGGAUGGAUUUUACUCAAGGCAAUUUGUUUGGGUACAUAGAAGACCUGCAGGAACUCACUGUUAUAGAACGGCCGGUGCGCAGGAGCCUCAAGACACCAGAAGAAAUAGAAAGACUGACAGUCGAUGAAGAGCUCAAUGAUAUUGAGAGGGCUGUUUAUCUACUCAGCUCUGGACAGGAUAUCCAAGGAACAAGCGUGGUGGCAAAUCUUCCUGUUCUGAUGCGACAGAAUCCUACAGAAACACUUAUUCGGGUUUUGCCAAAAAUCAGGGAAGUGCUGCAUGUUGCAGGAGUGGAAAUGCAGUUAACAGCUGCUGUUUCAUUUUUGACUGUUCUGCAAGAGGAAUCAGUGUCCAUUCAUACGUACUCCCACUCCUUUCUACACAUCAUUCUACAGAAUCUGGAACACAGAGAUGCAGGUGUCAGCAAUGCAUGGCUAGAAACUCUACUUGCUGUAAUAGAAGUUUUACCCAAAGAGACUAUUAGACACGAGAUCCUGAAUCCACUUGUUUCUAAGGCACAGCUUUCUCAAACACUUCAGUCCCGCUUAGUCAGUUGUAAAAUUAUGGGAAAAUUAGCUAACAAAUUUGAAACUCAUAUUAUUAAAAGAGAGAUUCUUCCGUUGGUAAAAUCACUGUGCCAGGAUGUAGAAUAUGAAGUUAGAACUUGCAUGUGUCGGCAACUGGAACAUAUAGCUCAAGGAAUAGGGACAGAACUAACAAAAACCGUGGUGCUUCCUGAAUUGGUAGAACUGGCAAGAGAUGAAGGCAGCAGUGUGCGUCUUGCAGCCUUUGAGACAUUAGUGAAUCUGCUUGAAAUGUUUGAUGCAGAUGAUAGAAGUCAAACGGUUCUCCCUUUAGUGAAAUCAUUCUGUGAAAAGUCCUUCAAAGCAGAUGAAUCUAUUCUAGUUUCCUUAUCAUUCCAUUUAGGGAAGCUCUGUAAUGGACUAUAUGGCAUUUUUACUCCUGAGCAGCACUUACGAUUUUUAGAAUUUUAUAAGAAACUUUGCACAUUGGGUUUACAACAGGAGAAUGGACACAAUGAUAAUCAACUACAACUUCAAACUCUGGAACAGGAAAAGAAAUAUAUUUCAGUGAGGAAGAACUGUGCUUACAAUUUUCCAGCCAUGAUUGUUUUUGUGGAUCCAAAGAAUUUUCAUUUGGAACUGUAUUCUACAUUCUUCUGCCUUUGUCAUGAUCCUGAAGUUCCAGUCAGAUACACUAUGGCCAUGGGCUUCUAUGAAGUUGCUAAGCUUUUGAAUUCUGGUGUGUAUACAAUACAUAAAGAACUGGUAACACUGCUACAGGAUGAGUCACUGGAGGUAUUAGAUGCACUGGUAGGUCACCUUCCUGAAAUCCUUGAACUAAUGACUAACGGAGGAGAAAACAGUGGAUCAGAAAGCAAGUUAUUGUCUAUCCCUGACCUGAUACCUGCAUUAACAACAGCAGAACAGAGAGCAGCAACUUCUUUAAAAUGGAGAACACAUGAGAAGUUACUACAAAAAUAUGCAUGUCUCCCUCAUAUCAUAUCAAGUGAUCAGAUUUAUUAUCGUUUUCUUCACAGAAUGUUGACAAUCAUUUUGACAAACAAUGUCCUACCAGUCCAAAAAGCAGCUGCUCGGACUCUCUGUGUUUACUUACGCUAUAAUCGCAAACAAGAACAGAGGCAUGAGGUCAUUCAGAAACUUAUUGAACAACUGGGCCAAGGAAAAAGUUACUGGAACAGACUUCGUUUUUUAGAUACCUGUGAAUUCAUUAUGGAACUGUUUUCCAAAUCAUUCUUCUGUAAAUACUUCUUUCUACCUGUGCUUGAACUUACACAUGAUCCAGUAGCAAAUGUGAGAAUGAAGCUGUGCUACUUGUUGCCAAAAGUUAAAUCAACUUUGAAGAUUCCCACUGACAAACUUUUACUUCAGCAACUGGAGUUGUGUAUAAGGAAACUUUUGUGUCAAGAAAAAGACAAAGAUGUGCUGACUAUUGUGAAAAGAACAGUGUUAGAACUGGACAGAAUGGAGAUCACUGUAGAUGGUUUUCAGAAAAGAUUUUAUGAAAAUGAUUUAUUGGAUCAAGAAAAAGAGAGACAAGAACUUCUCCUUUUGGAAAUGGAACAAUUAGAAAAAGAGAAGCAGCAAAAUGAAGGAAGAACCACAAAUAUGAGUGAUAAAAUGUUUGAAAAAAAGCGUAAAGACAAUAAAACAUCAUCAGCAUUGACAAAAAAUGUACCUCUUUCUUUUCCUGGAAGCUCUUCUAGUGGUACAUCAACAGGCAAAGAAGCCAAGAAAUCCAAGUUGGUUCGAAGUCAGUCUUUCAGUACUCAAGCACUGCAUCCGAAAUACAGCAACAUAGACAAGUGUCCUAAUAGAAGUGCUGCUUCAGGUUAU
This is a messenger RNA of Tinamus guttatus (white-throated tinamou), 2403 nucleotides long. Lineage: Eukaryota; Metazoa; Chordata; Aves; Tinamiformes; Tinamidae. The record is from RefSeq and is a predicted model, not a curated record.